This is a messenger RNA of Fusarium oxysporum Fo47, 1145 nucleotides long. RefSeq lists its product as uncharacterized. Bases 1 to 1044 code for a protein of 347 amino acids. The transcript has 2 exons. NCBI's taxonomy places the organism in Eukaryota, Fungi, Ascomycota, Sordariomycetes, Hypocreales, Nectriaceae. The record is from RefSeq and is a predicted model, not a curated record.
AUGGUCGAACUCAUGGAUGUUGACAGCGAAAAUGAGCAUACUGAGGCCAAGUACGAAGACAAAGCCACUUACGAGUCCAUGCAAAUAGACAGUGGAGAUAUGACAACGUGCAUCUCCACAAAGUCGAAAUUCAACCCUGGUUCUUUUAGCAAAACUCCCGCUAGCAGGGGGAUAAGGCUUUUAAAAACCAGUACGAAUCGUUGCAUCAAGGCAUCAAAUCGCAAGUUCAAAGGCGAAAAACGGCAAAAGAAGCUUGACAGAUCCACUACCCCGAAUUUAAAGCAACGUGUUCCCAUCCGUCGCCAUGAAAAGCAGCAAUUAUCUGAGGGAAAUCUCCAUGAGAUUCGCAAGAAACAGUCCGCAUGUGUGAUUUCCCUUAGCCACAGGCUCAUCGGGCUUAAUCCGUUGGGCUCCUUUGCUGAGAAUUGCGAAAAGACCAUCCCAGACUGGAUUACACUCUUAGGCAAGACUAUGUUGCCGACUUUCAUCAACAGCUCACAUCCCUGUAUCAUCGCCGCAUUCAAAGCAGUGGAUAGCAUCAUUUGUGGAGAUGAAGGGACGCAUUUGCUCCGACGGUUGGCCUACAUCGAAUUGAUGCGACUCUUUGCUUCUCUUGAAGCUAUUAUUAAAUAUGAAAGAGAGACUGGACGGAUCUCCCGAGAACCUGGUUAUGGCAAUGCGAGUCUUGCUCUUGACAUAUAUAUGAGCGCCCAAGAAAGCCAUCCGCAUCCCAACGAUUUGCGGCGUGAACUAAGGGAACGUAAGCGAGCUGGUAGAAGCUGGGAGGACCUGGCGAAGCUAUCUCCACUUCUUUCUAUGAUCUAUUUAGAGGCAGCCGAGCCGGUUGUGAAGGAUUUUAAAAGAUUCGACAGCGCAACUUUGAAAUUGGUGGCGGCAAGAGUCCUGGAAGAGUGCCCAAAGGAGCUUGUACAGAUCUCUAUUCAGCUUGCUGAAAGAGUAGAAUCAGCAGUUCGAUCCGAUCUAUUGUUCGACAUGAGGCAGGUCACAGUCGCGCGAAUCAGACAGUCACUGAAACUAGCUUGAUGGUUGGGAGUGGCAAAAACUGCCCCCAAGGGUUAAUCCCGACUUCCCUGUGGCCCAAUAGUUCUAUGUGGUUUAUAGUCCUGUGUGGUAGUUUAUGGCGU